Messenger RNA from Exophiala xenobiotica, 2769 nucleotides. RefSeq lists its product as uncharacterized. The record is from RefSeq and is a predicted model, not a curated record. Lineage: Eukaryota; Fungi; Ascomycota; Eurotiomycetes; Chaetothyriales; Herpotrichiellaceae. The transcript has 2 exons. The coding region runs from base 406 to 2439 and encodes 677 amino acids.
GCGAUUACGUAGCCAACCGACUUGGAACCCGCCUGGGCUGCCUUCUUUUCACCCCCUCAUCGCUCACCACACUGUCUCCAUCACGGGUUUACCAGCCACCUACAACGAUUAUCUCAACUCUUUUUCAUCCAUCUGCGCCCACUUUCGACGCCUUGCAACUUGCCAAGCUGCCUAAGGAUUCAUCGCCUGCUCCGUAACUACCCUCAUUAAAAGUCCUUUUCGCAACUCGAUUCUUGAUCGGCUUCCGACAAUUCUUUCUAUCUCGAAACCCCGAAUUGAUCUGACCGCGAUUUAAGAAUCGCUACGACCCGACCCUUUGCCGUGGUUCCGGUUCUCCGCUGGGCCACAAACACCUCAUCAUUUGGCUUCGUUUUUCCCUUGUGACCCCCGCAAUCGACACAGACCAUGUCUUACUACGGCGGCGACGACAGACCUCGACGAGCGAGGAGCACACGGGAGCGAUCACGAAGAGAUGACAAUGAUGGCACAGUCUACGACGAGAACGUCCGAGAUACCCGCAUUAUCAAACGCCGGGAUGACAGUGUCUCAUCAGUCGAGGAAGUCAACAGAGACUUUGAACCAGGCGGCGGUUAUUACCGCGAGACAACCGUGCGCAAGAGCGGCCAUCGUCCGAUUCGUACAAAAUCAGAUGAUGACCGUUGGUUCGACGAUCGCUACGAUGAUUCUACCUACGUCUCUCGAAGACGGCGCGACGAUGACUAUACCGUUGCUACCGGUCGCAGUCGCAAAGAUCGAGACUAUGACAAAAGACGCCGCUCCAGACGCCGUGACGAUUCGUAUGACUCUUACUCUUCGCGCAGCCGCACGCCGCCAAAGAAAGAGCGCAGAAAAUCUACAACCGAAGAGGUGCUAGGUUCCUUAGGUCUCGGUGGUCUCGCAGGAGCAGUCCUGGGAAAGAACCGAGAUCGAUCGAGGUCCAGCGAGCGUAGUCGUCAUCGAAGCCGAAGCAGGGCAGGCGGUCGUCGUCAUUCAUCGUCCGACACAUCAAAACGUCGAAGCAAGAGCCGCGGCAAGAUCAGAAAUGAACAAGUCUCCCAAGCUAUCAAAGCAGCCGUGCUGGCUGGUGCUGGUGAAGCCUUUCGCUCUCGCAAGGAACCAGGUAGCUGGGGUGGUGACAAAGGCAAACGAAUCUUGACUGCCGCUCUCGCUGCCGGAGGCGUUGACGGCUUGAUCUCGAACAAGGACGACCCUCAUCACCACAACAAGCGUGAUAUUGUGGGUUCGGCCAUUGCCGGUUUGGCUACCAACCGCAUCGUCAACGGUCCUCGCUCCAAAUCCCGCGGCAGAGGUGGUAGCGACGACCGCCGCGGUCGAAGCCAGUCCCGCGGAGGCAUCGGUGACCUCGCUGCCGGCGGUGUUGUUGCGGCUACUGCAAAAAAAGUCUAUGAUUCGAUGAGGUCUCGCUCCCGUGGUCGUGCUCGCUCUCGAAGCUCUUCAUACGACAGCCGCUACGAUAGCCCUCCACGUCAAAAGAGAAGUCGUAGCGUCUCUCGCGUUGCCGCCAAAGGCCUUGCAGCCCUGGGCUUAAAGGACGCCGCAGACAAGGUCGACCCUGAACGUCGCGCUUCUUCUCGUCAUUAUGACGACUACUAUGAUGAUGGACGAUCGAGUCGCAAUGGAGGAUAUUAUAAUGAUUCCAGAGAUGUAGGUACCACUCACCCCCAACCAGGUCAUCCAAAUGGCGGUCCCCGUUCCAUGAGCCUGCCCCGAGGGCAUCCUCCUGGUUACGAGCUGGAUUACGGACCGCGUCAUACCGGUGACCCAGACACAGACUCCGAUUCUGACCUCGGCUCCAGUUCAGACGAUGAGAAACAGAUGAAGAAGGGGAAAAAGAAGAUGUUUGUCACGGGAGGUCUUGCUACCGUGGCAACUAUCCAUGCAGCCCACAACGUCUAUCAGAGCAUGGAGAAAAGAGAGGCGCGACGAAAGGCGUUACGUGAGGGUGAUAUUAGUCGACAGGAAGCAAAAGCAGAGAAAAACAAGGCGAGAUUACAAGAUGUUGCUAGUAUCGGCAUUGCGGCGUUGGGUCUCAAAGGGGCUUACAGUGAAUGGAGGGAGAUGAAGGAAUUCAAUCAAGCAAGGCGGGAGCAGGCGGAGAAAAUCGAACGACACAAACAGAAACGAGAGGCCCGAAGACGAAAGAUGAGCAUGCUCGCAACCCACGACUACGCCAACAGCAAUUUCACCGGCAGUAUGCCCAAUCUUGCCACUUACGGUCAAGAUGUCUAUCAUCCCAAUGGCGCGCCUCCCUUCGCUUCUGCAACGGACGUUCCACACUAUACCGAUGACAAUCCCUAUGGAGCAAUAUCACAGACAGCAGCUCACUAUGCUCCCGCUCCUCCUCCUCCACAACCCACUGGUUUUCCUCCUCCGCCGAUAGGUGUUCCGCCUAUUGGGACGAACUAUCCAAUCCGUUAAAGAGCAAGCUGGAAUUUCCGAGCAUUGAGCAGCUGUUUUGGCGCCAACGACACCCCUUACCUGCGCACGAAUCCUAAAUCACGACUGACCUUCAAUACCUUGCAUACUAGCAUUCGGUUGCGGAAGGUGGCGUUUUCGCUUGCAAGCCAAGCAAUUGGCUACGACAUUAUGAUGACUGCUAAUGAUUGUGUGAUGCAUUUGGCUGAAAUAAGACACGAAAUGAGAAUGAAUGAUUAAUGAAAUGAGGAUCCUGCUUUCAUCUCUGUUAGCUGCUAGAAUUUGUGUUGUAACCCUAGGUUCUGCGUUUGGUCUUGAUAUUCUCUGACCAAG